Molecule: messenger RNA, 376 nt
Organism: Aspergillus nidulans FGSC A4
Lineage: Eukaryota; Fungi; Ascomycota; Eurotiomycetes; Eurotiales; Aspergillaceae
Product: DUF427 domain-containing protein
Exons: 4
Coding region: 1-303 (100 amino acids)
Source: RefSeq, a predicted model, not a curated record
AUGCCUCGCGCCAUCGCAAAAGUGGGAGACCGCACCAUCGCUGAGACCGAAAUAUGGGAGACGGUCGAAGGGAAUAUCUACUUCCCCGUUUCGUCGAUCAAGGACAAAAGCCUUCUCCAGCCGUCCGAUCUGUCUACGUUCUGUCCUUGGAAAGGGCAUGCUUCGUACUGGAGUAUCGUGGUCGAUGGCAAAACGAUUGAGAACGCAGUGUGGUACUACAGCGAGCCGUAUGAUGCGGCCGGUAAUAUUAGAGAUCAUGUAGCGUUCUAUAAGAACAAGGUCGACAUAAUCGAAGAACAGUAGAUGCAAAGAUUUUCAGCAAACAACAGUAUCAUCGAUUAUGAUCAAUCUACAGUUUUGACACUGCGCUGCUUGU